Molecule: messenger RNA, 3276 nt
Organism: Procambarus clarkii (red swamp crayfish)
Lineage: Eukaryota; Metazoa; Arthropoda; Malacostraca; Decapoda; Cambaridae
Source: RefSeq, a predicted model, not a curated record
AUGUGUGAGAGUGGACUAAGGGAAACCAGGAGCCAGCACUCGGCCCCAAGCCAGGAGCCAGCACUCGGCCCCAAGCCAGGCGCCAGCACUCGGCCCCAAGCCAGGCGCCAGCACUCGGCCCCAAGCCAGGCGUCAGCACUCGGCCCCAAGCCAGGCGUCAGCACUCGGCCCCAAGCCAGGCGCCAGCACUCGGCCCCAAGCCAGGCGUCAGCACUCGACCCCAAGCCAGGAGCCAGCACUCGGCCCCAAGCCAGGAGCCAGCACUCGGCCCCAAGCCAGGAGCCAGCACUCGGCCCCAAGCCAGGAGCCAGCACUCGGCCCCAAGCCAGGAGCCAGCACUCGGCCCCAAGCCAGGAGCCAGCACUCGGCCCCAAGCCAGGCGUCAGCACUCGGCCCCAAGCCAGGCGUCAGCACUCGGCCCCAAGCCAGGCGCCAGCACUCGGCCCCAAGCCAGGCGUCAGCACUCGGCCCCAAGCCAGGAGCCAGCACUCGGCCCCAAGCCAGGCGCCAGCACUCGGCCCCAAGCCAGGAGCCAGCACUCGGCCCCAAGCCAGGAGCCAGCACUCGGCCCCAAGCCAGGAGCCAGCACUCGGCCCCAAGCCAGGAGCCAGCACUCGGCCCCAAGCCAGGAGCCAGCACUCGGCCCAAGCCAGGAGCCAGCACUCGGCCCCAAGCCAGGCGCCAGCACUCGGCCCCAAGCCAGGAGCCAGCACUCGGCCCCAAGCCAGGAGCCAGCACUCGGCCCCAAGCCAGGAGCCAGCACUCGGCCCCAAGCCAGGCGCCAGCACUCGGCCCCAAGCCAGGCGCCAGCACUCGGCCCCAAGCCAGGAGCCAGCACUCGGCCCCAAGCCAGGCGCCAGCACUCGGCCCCAAGCCAGGAGCCAGCACUCGGCCCCAAGCCAGGAGCCAGCACUCGGCCCCAAGCCAGGAGCCAGCACUCGGCCCCAAGCCAGGAGCCAGCACUCGGCCCCUAGCCAGGAGCCAGCACUCGGCCCCAAGCCAGGAGCCAGCACUCGGCCCCAAGCCAGGAGCCAGCACUCGGCCCCAAGCCAGGAGCCAGCACUCGGCCCCAAGCCAGGCGUCAGCACUCGGCCCCAAGCCAGGAGCCAGCACUCGGCCCCAAGCCAGGAGCCAGCACUCGGCCCCAAGCCAGGAGCCAGCACUCGGCCCCAAGCCAGGAGCCAGCACUCGGCCCCAAGCCAGGAGCCAGCACUCGGCCCCAAGCCAGGAGCCAGCACUCGGCCCCAAGCCAGGUCAGCACUCGGCCCCAGCAGUCAGCACUCGGCCCCAAGCCAGGCGCCAGCACUCGGCCCCAAGCCAGGCGCCAGCACUCGGCCCCAAGCCAGGAGCCAGCACUCGGCCCCAAGCCAGGAGCCAGCACUCGGCCCCAAGCCAGGAGCCAGCACUCGGCCCCAAGCCAGGAGCCAGCACUCGGCCCCAAGCCAGGAGCCAGCACUCGGCCCCAAGCCCCAAGCCAGGCGUCAGCACUCGGCCCCAAGCCAGGCGCCAGCACUCGGCCCCAAGCCAGGAGUCAGCACUCGGCCCCAAGCCAGGCGUCAGCACUCGGCCCCAAGCCAGCACUCGGCCCCAAGCCAGGAGCCAGCACUCGGCCCCAAGCCAGGAGUCAGCACUCGGCCCCAAGCCUGGAGUCAGCACUCGGCCCCAAGCCAGGAGCCAGCACUCGGCCCCAAGCCAGGCGCCAGCACUCGGCCCCAAGCCAGGAGCCAGCACUCGGCCCCAAGCCAGGCGCCAGCACUCGGCCCCAAGCCAGGAGCCAGCACUCGGCAGCCCAAGCCAGGCCAGCCAGCACUCGGCCCCAAGCCAGGAGCCAGCACUCGGCCCCAAGCCAGGCGCCAGCACUCGGCCCCAAGCCAGGAGCCAGCACUCGGCCCCAGCCAGGCCAGGAGCCAGCACUCGGCCCCAAGCCAGGAGCCAGCACUCGGCCCCAAGCCCAGCAAGCCAGGAGUCAGCACUCGGCCCCAAGCCAGGAGCCAGCACUCGGCCCCAAGCCAGGAGCCAGCACUCGGCCCCAAGCCAGCCCCAAGAGCCAGCACUCGGCCCCAAGCCAGGAGCCAGCACUCGGCCCCAAGCCAGGAGCCAGCACUCGGCCCCAAGCCAGGAGCCAGCACUCGGCCCCAAGCCAGGAGGUGUCAGCACUCGGCCCCAAGCCAGGAGUCAGCACUCGGCCCCAAGCCAGGAGCCAGCACUCGGCCCCAAGCCAGGAGCCAGCACUCGGCCCCAAGCCAGGAGUCAGCACUCGGCCCCAAGCCAGGAGCCAGCACUCGGCCCCAAGCCAGGUCAGUCAGCACUCGGCCCCAAGCCAGGAGCCAGCACUCGGCCCCAAGCCAGGAGCCAGCACUCGGCCCCAAGCCAGGCGUCAGCACUCGGCCAGGCGUCAGCACUCGGCCCCAGCCAGGCGUCAGCACUCGGCCCCAAGCCAGGCGUCAGCACUCGGCCCCAAGCCAGGCGUCAGCACUCGGCCCCAAGCCAGGCGUCAGCACUCGGCCCCAAGCCAGGCGUCAGCACUCGGCCCCAAGCCAGGAGUCAGCACUCGGCCCCAAGCCAGGAGUCAGCACUCGGCCCCAAGCCAGGAGUCAGCACUCGGCCCCCAAGCCACUCGGGCCAGUCAGCACUCGGCCCCAAGCCAGGAGUCAGCACUCGGCCCCAAGCCAGGAGUCAGCACUCGGCCCCAAGCCAGGAGUCAGCACUCGGCCCCAAGCCAGGAGUCAGCACUCGGCCCCAAGCCAGGAGUCAGCACUCGGCCCCAAGCCAGGAGUCAGCACUCGGCCCCAAGCCAGGAGUCAGCACUCGGCCCCAAGCCAGGAGUCAGCACUCGGCCCCAAGCCAGGAGUCAGCACUCGGCCCCAAGCCAGGAGUCAGCACUCGGCCCCAAGCCAGGAGUCAGCACUCGGCCCCAAGCCAGGAGUCAGCACUCGGCCCCAAGCCAGGAGUCAGCACUCGGCCCCAAGCCAGGAGUCAGCACUCGGCCCCAAGCCAGGCGUCAGCACUCGGCCCCAAGCCAGGAGUCAGCACUCGGCCCCAAGCCAGGCGUCAGCACUCGGCCCCAAGCCAGGAGUCAGCACUCGGCCCCAAGCCAGGAGUCAGCACUCGGCCCCAAGCCAGGCGUCAGCACUCGGCCCCAAGCCAGGAGUCAGCACUCGGCCCCAAGCCAGGAGUCAGCACUCGGCCCCAAGCCAGGAGUCAGCACUCGGCCCCAAGCCAUGUCAGCACUCGGAACGUCAGCACUGGCCGGUCAGCACUCGGUGCGACCUGUAA